Molecule: messenger RNA, 3494 nt
Organism: Helianthus annuus (common sunflower)
Lineage: Eukaryota; Viridiplantae; Streptophyta; Magnoliopsida; Asterales; Asteraceae
Product: MA3 DOMAIN-CONTAINING TRANSLATION REGULATORY FACTOR 1
Exons: 5
Coding region: 985-3072 (695 amino acids)
Biological process (GO): negative regulation of DNA-templated transcription
Source: RefSeq, a predicted model, not a curated record
UUUUUUUUUUUUUUUUUUUUUUUUUUUUUUUUUUUUUUUAAGGAUUUUUCCUUUCUAACUCUAAAGCUUCAAUCUUUCGCAAUUUAAUUCUAAAAUUUCAAUCUUUGGUAAUUUAAGCUCCUUGAUUAAUUUGAUUUUUCACUUCUAAUUCAACAUUUUCCAUCUUUUACAAGUUAACCCCUUUGAUUUUUUACUUUUAACCCAUAGCUUUUCAUCUUUUGCAAUUAAGCCCAACACUUUUUCACUUUCAACUUUGGUAUCUUAUACUUUUCAUCUUUCACAAGUUUUCUGCUUAACAUUUCGUUCCAAAUUUUCCGAGUUAACACGCCGCAACGUGCGUGUGGGGUUCAAUGUUUUUUCAUCUAUUUUUUCCGUUUGACAGGCCCGUCACAGCGCGUCUAUUUUUCCAUAUUGGAUAAGUAUGUCGCAAUGCACACGCCAGAAAUUGACUUAAUUAUUCUUUUCUAUGUUUUACACACCGUCUCACGGUCAUGUAAGAAUCAUUUGCUUUUAUAUAAUAUGAUAUAAAACUAAUGAAUCUCAACGUGAAGUGGUAAAUUUUUCUUUGCAUUUCAAAAAAAAAAAGUGGUAAUUCUAGUUAAAAAAAAAAAAGACAAGACCAUAUUUGUCUUUUCAAAACCCAAACCCUAAAUUAGUGUGUGUACGGUACAAGCCUGUUUAGCACAAGUGCCAUGUGUAAUAGACGGUGACGUAAUAACCUACUCUCCGUCCUCAUCCAAUUCCAUUUCGUCCUCUUUUCUCUCUCACAGAGCACACACUCUUUGAGUCUCCAAACACUUCACUCAUCAUCAUCUAGAUUCUAGGGUUUCACCAUUUCUUCUGCAACUUCAUUUUCAGCUAAUUCCAAAACGUUUACAGAUUCAUCAUCUUAUUCAUACCGCAGUGGAAGAGCAUAAAUCUGUUCGUCAAGUUUAUCGCAUUCGCUGUUCAGUCAUAUUCAUCCUCUCUGAUUUGUGAGUGGAAAUGGCGUCACCGCGUGAGGGGUUUCUGACUGAUGAACAGAGGGAAGUGUUGAAAAUAGCAACUCAGAGUACGGAGAUUUUGUCAUCGUCGCCGAAAUCGCCGUCAUGGUUGAUGUCUGAGCAGUCAAUUAAAGCUCCGGCUGGAGAGAGGGCGCCAAACGGUGGGAUUGCUGUGAGGCAUACUCGUCGCUCGCAUUCUGGAAAGCUCGGCAGGGCGAAGAAAGAUGGUGGUGGUGGUAAGGGUACUUGGGGAAAACUACUUGACACUGAUGGUGAAACUCAUAUUGAUCGCAAUGACCCUAAUUACGAUAGUGGCGAGGAGCCAUAUCAACUUGUGGGGUCCACUGUUUCCGACCCGUUAGACGAGUACAAAAGAAAGGUGGCAUCCAUCAUUGAUGAAUACUUCACCAAUGAUGAUGUGGAUUUAGCAGCAUCUGAACUCAGGGAACUCGGGUCAUCUGAAUUCCACCCUUAUUUCGUUAAGAGGCUUGUAUCAAUGGCCAUGGACAGACACGACAAGGAGAAAGAAAUGGCUUCGGUUCUUCUUUCGGCUCUUUAUUCUGAUGUCAUCAGUUCUACACAAAUCAAACAAGGGUUUUUCAUGCUUCUCGAGUCUGCUGAUGACCUGGAGGUUGACAUACUUGAUGCAGUCGAGAUUCUUGCCUUAUUCGUUGCUCGUGCUGUGGUUGAUGAUAUCCUUCCUCCAUCCUUUGUGACCCGCGCCAAAAAAUCACUAUCAGAAUCAUCGAAAGGAUUCCAAGUUCUUCAAACUGCAGAAAAAAGUUAUCUGUCAGCCCCGCAUCAUGCAGAACUGGUUGAGCGGCGAUGGGGCGGGAGCACCCACGUCACCGUGGAGGAAGUCAAGAAAAGAAUUUCUGAUCUGUUGAGAGAGUAUGUAGAGAGUGGUGAUACUUCUGAGGCGUGUAGGUGUAUCCGCCAGCUAGGCGUUGCGUUCUUUCAUCAUGAAGUUGUCAAACGGGCAUUGGUUCUAGCCAUGGAGAAUCGUGCUGCCGAGCCAGUAAUUUUGAAGCUACUGAAAGAAGCAUCUGAAGAAGGUCUAAUAAGCUCGAGUCAAAUGUUCAAAGGUUUUGCCCGGUUACAUGAUAGCCUUGAUGACCUGGUGCUCGACAUCCCUUCUGCCAAGUCAUUGUUCGAGUCCUUAGUCCAGCUGGCGGUUACCGACAGCUGGCUUGAUUCGUCCUUCGUGAACUCAUGGGGAAAUGGGCUCGCUACAGAGGCUGAAGAUGAGAAUUUACGGCGAUACAAAAAGGAAAUCGUGACGAUAAUUCAUGAGUAUUUUCUUUCAGAUGAUAUUCCUGAACUCAUUAGGAAUCUUGAGGAUCUCGGGUCACCUGAAUACAACCCGGUUUUCUUAAAAAAGUUAAUAACUCUUGCUAUGGAUAGAAAAAACCGAGAGAAGGAAAUGGCAUCUGUUUUACUCUCUGCACUUCACAUAGAAAUCUUUUCGACUCAAGAUAUUGUUGACGGUUUUACCCUCCUCCUAGAAUCUGCAGAAGAUACGGCUUUAGACAUACUCGAUGCAUCAAACGAGCUCGCACUUUUCCUCGCACGGGCGGUUAUUGAUGAUGUCCUAGUUCCGUUGAAUCUGGAUGAAAUAGGGAACCGGUUAGCACCAAACUGCAACGGGAGUGAGACGGUUCACGUGGCUCAGUCACUUGUAAGUGCCCGCCAUGCAGGUGAGAGACUAUUGAGGUGUUGGGGCGGUGGGUCAGGGUGGGCAGUGGAAGACGCCAAGGACAAAAUCACGAAGUUACUUGAAGAAUACGAAACUGGGGGUGUUGUCGGUGAGGCAUGUGAGUGCAUCCGCGAUAUGGGGAUGCCAUUUUUUAACCACGAGGUGGUUAAAAAAGCGUUGGUGAUGGCUAUGGAGAAGAAGAAUGACAGGAUGCUGGAUUUGUUGCACGAGUGUUUUAGUGAAGGGCUGAUUACUACUAAUCAGAUGACAAAAGGUUUUGGUAGGGUUAAAGACGGGCUCGAUGACCUGGCGCUCGAUAUUCCUGAUGCUCGUGACAAGUUUAAGGUUUACUAUGAGCAUGCUAUGGUUAGAGGGUGGCUGUUUCCUAUGUAACUGUCAUGCAUCACGAGGUAGCUUGGCUGGCUGGCUGGCUAGACAUAUUGCUUUUGAAGAAGGUUGGUGCAGAAGUCAAGAUCAAACCUUUCUUCAGGUGGAUCACCAAUGCAAUCAAAAACAGCAUCCGCAUUCUUGAAGUCUUCAUCUGCAGUGUAACUGUUAUCCCAAUAAAAGAGUUAAUCUAUAAACCUUUGUAAAUUAAACUCAUUCAUACCCACAAUAGCAGCAAUUCAGGGUUUCUAAUCAGGUUAUGUUCUAUUAUAUGAACCAGGUCUUGUUGAAACUGAUCUAAACCGAAACAAGUCGGCCGGCUUGAAACUAUUAUGGUUCGGUUUAGUGGUUUGGAGCUUGGAACCGAUUGUGUAAAACUUAACUGGUCCUUUGGCGAUUUUCUGUAUUUAUUUUUUCAUUUUUGAAUA